Messenger RNA from Toxotes jaculatrix (banded archerfish), 2823 nucleotides. It is a transcript of the gene dusp8a, whose product is annotated as dual specificity phosphatase 8a. The transcript is spliced from 7 exons. Lineage: Eukaryota; Metazoa; Chordata; Actinopteri; Toxotidae. Gene Ontology annotation, cellular component: cytoplasm. The record is from RefSeq and is a predicted model, not a curated record. The coding region runs from base 463 to 2541 and encodes 692 amino acids. Gene Ontology annotation, molecular function: MAP kinase tyrosine/serine/threonine phosphatase activity; protein tyrosine/threonine phosphatase activity. Gene Ontology annotation, biological process: negative regulation of MAPK cascade; protein dephosphorylation.
CCUCACACUACCCGUUUUAACUUUAACCUAGCCUAACAAAGCUAAUCUAUCCCUCCAGGAGCCGAACACUUAUCCUGGCCAGUUAAACGGCUGAGGGAGCCUUUUGUAGCUCAUCACCGCGCGUUCAUGUCUCGUUUGCUCCUGGCGCUGUCACCCUCCAUCAGCUGUACUGUCCCCCGCCACACCGCCAGGUAAACACCGGCCAGCCCCCAUGAAGACACCGCCGCUGUCCCCUUACACAUGGAGGCCAGUUGAAUAACACACAGCAGCCGCGUGGAGCCUGAGGCACCAUGGAUCUCUCAGCGCCUGCUCGGGUGGUAGCCCUCCUCCACUGACCUCACCUCCUCCUCCCCAUCUCUUCCUCCACCUUUCCCUCUUUCAUCUACCCGUCUUCCUCCUCACCCCAGCCCUCCCUACCCUCACGUCUGUGACCCAAGGUUACCACUCAGCCCCUCCUACAUCAUGGCAGGAGAGAAAGGGCCAACCAAGCGAAGCGCCAUGGACAUCAAGCGCCUGGCAAGCCUGAUCCAGCGAGGAACGGGCCGCUUGCUGGUGAUUGACAGCAGAACCUUUUCUGAGUACAAUGCGUCACACGUGCAAGGUGCGGUCAACGUUUGCUGCUCCAAGCUGGUGAAGAGGCGUCUGCAGCAGGACAAGGUGUCUGUCACUGAGCUGCUGCAACCCAACGGCAAGGUGAAGGUGGAGUUGGGCAGGAAGCAGGAAGUGGUGGUUUAUGACCAGAGUUCCAAAGAAGCGGGGCACCUUUCCAAAGACGGCUUCGUGCACAUUCUCAUGGGGAAGCUGGAGGGCACCUUCCACAAAGUCUCCCUGCUUACUGGAGGUUUUGCUGCUUUCUCCUCCUGUUUCCCCGGCCUGUGCGAAGGGAAGCCUGCCACUGCUCUGCCUAUGAGCUUGUCCCAGCCCUGCUUGCCUGUGGCUAAUGUAGGGCCCACUCGCAUCCUGCCACACCUCUACCUGGGCUCACAGAAGGACGUCCUCAACAAGGACCUGAUGGCUCAGAAUGGUAUCACCUAUGUGCUGAAUGCCAGCAACACCUGCCCCAAGCCAGACUUUAUCAGUGAGAGCCACUUCAUGCGCAUCCCAGUAAAUGACAACUACUGUGAGAAACUGCUUCCCUGGCUGGACAAAACUAAUGAAUUCAUAGACAAAGCUAAGGUGUCAAACUGCAGAGUCAUUGUGCACUGCCUGGCUGGAAUCUCGCGUUCAGCAACCAUCGCCAUUGCAUACAUCAUGAAGACAAUGGGCUUGUCAUCAGACGACGCCUACAGGUUUGUAAAGGACCGAAGACCGUCCAUAUCUCCCAACUUCAACUUCCUCGGUCAGCUGCUGGAGUUUGAGAAGGGCCUGCGAUUACUCCAAGCUUUAACUUCAACCUCUGACGACAAGAUCUCUGAGAACAACACUAAGCAAAACUCAGAGGUUAAUGGAGUCAGCACAGGCUUUGAGAUCAACGGUCACCACAGCAACUAUGACUUAUCUGUGGCAGAGCCACACAUCCCACCAGAACCCAAGCUACCGUCACCCACUUCCCUCCAGCAAGGCUUCAACGGCCUGCACCUCUCAGCAGAGAGGAUUAUGGACACUAACCGGCUCAAACGCUCCUUCUCUCUGGACAUUAAAUCUGUCUACUCCCCCAACAGUCCCCACUGCCCCAGCCUGGCACCCACACACUCUGAAGACGUCCCCAAGCUGUGCAAGCUUGACAGCCCAGGAACAGGCACCUCCAAUGGCGUCUGCUCCCAAUCUCCCGUCCUAGACAGCCCCAGCUCCUCUGAUUCACCGUUCCCCUCACCAGGCAGCGGGGGCAGUAUCGGAGGUUUGGGGCUCGGAGGAAGUGAAGGAGUCCAUCGGUCUAGUUCUUCCUCAUCUAGACCCAGGAGAAAACCCAAGCACAGCUCCGGCAGUUCACCGGUCCACUCCCAACCACACCAACCUCCGCAGUCUCUUAGCUUGUCGCUGGACCACAAGAGCCCCAGCCUGGACGAGAACCUAAAGGGUUCCCUGCUCCUCUCACUACCCUCCCUGCCCACCGUGGGGUCUGGAGCCAUGUGGACCAAACACAGAGACACUGUCCAGGCUACCACUCCUGUCACACCGGUCACCCCCACCACAGAUGCCCCCUGGCACUUUGGGGCAGAGGAGGGCGGUGAGAGAGAGAUGGAGCUGGGUGGAGGAGGGGAUGGAGGAGGAGGGGAGUCGUCGAUGAGGUUUGGGAGCAGCUCUGCCUACGUGGCGUUUGGGUGCAGCGAAGGUGUGCGGUUACGAGACAAAUCCCAGAGGGAGAAGCCCUCGGCGCCACAGACUCAGAGAGACCACCGGGACUCCACAUCGUCGUCCGCAGUGUCCAUCUCCAACAGCUCGAGCAACAGCGGACCUGCAUCAGAGAAGCAGUUCAAGCGGCGCAGCUGUCAGAUGGAGUUUGAGGAGGGCAUCUCUGAGACACGGUCCCGAGAAGAACUGGGGAAGAUUGGGAAGCAGUCGAGCUUCUCUGGGAGCAUGGAGAUCAUCGAGGUAUCCUGACAGAUAAUGGACAUGACCAGUACUGUCCCUUGGGGGCAAAAAUGGACCUGGUUAGAGGAAGACAUAUGAGGAGGAGCAGAAGAGGGUUUUUUGUGGUCCCCUCACAGACAGUGUUAAAGACUCCAACUGAGAGAAGGACAAAUAGACACAAAAGCAGAGAGUUAAUGUGAAAACGUUAGCGAGCGAACCCAGCAUUCGCACCUGGACGGACAGAGCCUGAGAUGUGGUGCUUAGCAGACCAUAACCAUCCUGAACUCUCAUACAAAUCUGAAGAAAAUUCUG